AGGCGGGGGCCGGGGCUGAGGCGAGGGCUAGGCAGCCGCGCGUGCCCGGGCGCUUUUGGGCGCGGAACGCUGGCGGUGCGGGGGCGUGUUCCCAGCCGGGCCGAGCGGCCGAGCGGCGCCGGGCCCUGAGCGCUGGGAGCGUCGGGCGCCUUGGAAACGGCCGGAAGCUGGGGAGGAGCAGCGGCGGGAGGAUGCUGAGCCCCGAGCGGCUCUCGCUGCCGGGGCCUGAGUACCUGGCUCAAAGACAUGUCCUCACGUACAUGGAGGAUGCAGUGAGCCAGCUGCUGGAGAACAGAGAAGAUAUUAGUCAGUAUGGCAUUGCCAGGUUCUUCACUGAAUAUUUCAACAGCGUGCGUCAAGGAACACACAUCUUGUUCCGUGAGUUCAGCUUUGUUCAAGCUACCCCUCAUAACAGGGCGUCUUUCCUUCGGACCUUCUGGAGGUGUUUCCGAACCGUGGGGAAAAAUGGAGAUUUGCUGACAGCACAGGAAUACCACUGCUUGCUGCAGCUGCUUUGCCCCGACUUCCCAAUGGAACUCACUCAGAAAGCCGCAAGGAUUGUGCUGAUGGACGAUGCUAUGGAUUGCCUGAUGUCUUUUUCCGAUUUCCUCUUUGCUUUCCAGAUCCAGUUCUACUACUCAGAGUUUCUGGAAAGUGUGGCUGCCAUUUAUCAAGAUCUGCUGGCUGGUAAGAAUCCAAAUACUGUGAUUGUGCCAACAUCAUCCUCCGGGCAACAUCGGCAGCGCCAACCCCCAAAUGACUGCAGCCCACUUGAUGGGGUAGAGGCAUCUCUCUUCUACCAGUGCCUAGAGUCCUUGUGUGACAGAUCAAAAUACAGCUGUCCACCAUCUGCUCUUGUGAAGGAAAUGUUGAGUAGUGCACAGAGACUGACCUUCUAUGGAUUCCUUAUGGCACUUGCAAAGGAUCAGGGGAUCAAUAGAGCCCUAGGGGCUUUGCCAGAUAAAGGAGACUUGUUUCUGGACCCUGCCAUGGAUCAGGAACUUGAGAAAUUGGUAGCUCGGGUUUCAGGGAUUUCCAUCUCUGGUCCCACCAGCUCCAGUGGGGAUGCAGCCAAUUUGCCUGUCCGUAACUCACCCAGGAUUAAUUCUCCCUGGAAAGCUCUACACCACCGGCGAAAAAUGGAUGCUGAGAGUGAAGGCUCAAAUGAAGAGACAGACUCCUCUGAAAACUGAAGGUUGUAAGGGUGGGCACCAUUCCCAUCUUGGGUUUCUCCAGAACUCACGGGAGGAACGACACCUUCUCCCAGAACAUCUGCUCUGAUGGUGGGUGGGUUCUGCCCACAUCACCAGUGUGCGUGUGGCCAUGCCAGUCCCCAUUACCAGGUCCACCCAUCCCUUCCCCAGGAAGAACUCUGCCUUUUUCCUAGCUCCUCCCCAGAAGCUAUUUCCAGCCGCAGAGCUAUGUUACCCUCUGCUGGCAGGCAAGACCAACCAGCGACACUAGCUCUGCCUCCACUUGGAAAUAGCCGGGUAUUCUCUCACCAGGGCUCUCCCUCAUGGUUGUGCUGGAGCUGUGGCAGCGUUAGUGCAGGCCGCUUGCCAGUGGUUUGUUGUGUAGCUGUGUUCAGACUUGGCCUAGACAAUAGAGUGGUUAAAUCGCCAGCGGCAGCUCUGCACUCCUGCUCUGUUGUAAUUAUUCCUAGUAAAGCUGCACCUGUAUAUGAUCAAAGCUAGAGAAAUUCCUAGAAAAGGGCUUAGGUAUUGCCAUGCCACCUGUCUCUGCUUCCUUCUCCAUGUGUCCAAGACUUGCCAAAGCAAAUGCAGCAAGUAAGCCAGACCGCAGCAAGUACUGCGUGGUGCUGUCUGGCUCCUCUGCUGUAUCGAGUUCCCUUCUGUGAGGCCUCCUACCACCUCCAACAGCAUCUUAAGGUCACUUGGAAAACUGAGCUUCAGAGGCGCUGGAGGAGGGAUAAAGAAGUCUUUUAACUCCUUGGCCACAGGUGGCAUGGCUUGCAGACAUAUACAGCAUCUGCUGGGGUUGGGGGGGCAGAAGCACUAGGGGAGAAGGAAGCAGUUCUCAAACGAAUCCUGGGUAUUUUUUUGUAAAUAUUGGCAUUGUUACAGCAUCAUAGCAUAGCCCUCACAACUACAAAAAGGAGUAGCAUCUCGUUGUGUUAAUGUGUAACUUACUCAACAGUUUGGCCUCCACAGCCCUGAAUGCUUUGCCUAGCCCAGCUCCUGUGCCUCAGCUUGCAUAGCCAUUAUUUUCUGGGGAAGUCUAGUUUCUCUUGCUUGUGUGGGAGCCUCCUUGCUUCUCCUGCUCAUAAAAUGCGGCAGCGUGGGCUGUCAGGAGCUGAUAACCCAAAGCUCAGAGCAGCCCUAAGCUGAAUGGAUUCAACACAUGGUGGAGCUAUUUUAAGCCUAAUCCCUUAACUACUGCUGAGUCUGUACCACAGCCUCACCUGUGGAGAGAGUGGGAGGGGUUAUUUAUUUAUUGUAAGUUAUUUUAUUUAUUAACAUGCUGGUGAACUGUGCUUUCUCUCCCAACCAUCAGUGAAUACCGACAGCCUCACAAUAAAGCACACUGUCUACAGCC
This is a messenger RNA of Falco peregrinus (peregrine falcon), 2556 nucleotides long. It is a transcript of the gene CSTPP1, whose product is annotated as centriolar satellite-associated tubulin polyglutamylase complex regulator 1. The record is from RefSeq and is a predicted model, not a curated record. The transcript has 9 exons. NCBI's taxonomy places the organism in Eukaryota, Metazoa, Chordata, Aves, Falconiformes, Falconidae. Bases 192 to 1193 code for a protein of 333 amino acids.